CCUGAAGGCCAAUCCAAACCUAAUUAGAUUCCAGCACCAUCACAAGUGCUGUAGCUACUAUGGAAGCAGUAGCAAGAAGAAAAGCAGCUGCCUAUGUCUGCAGGAGUUGUACCCGGCAAUUCCAACGACAACUUCGACGAAACUACUCGAACUCUGCCCCACGACCUGACAUCUACGAUGUGGUGUGUGUUGGCGGAGGACCGGCAGGUCUGAGUCUCUUGACUGCCCUGCGUGCGAAUCCCGUCACUUCCCACCUCCGAGUUGCCCUAGUCGAAGCCCAGGAUCUAUCCAAAGUCAAGUCAUGGAAGCUACCGCCAAACAAGUACUCGAACCGAUGCAGCUCCCUCACCCCCACAUCCGCCUUCUUCCUUGACCAGAUUGGUGCCUGGGAACAUCUCGAUCAAACCAGAGUCCAACCGUACCACGAAAUGCAAGUAUGGGACGGCGUCACGGAUGCUCGGAUCGAAUUCGACUGGGCCCCCGGUUCGGCUCCGGUAGAAGGAACUACCAUCGCUUACAUGAACGAGAACCUCAACCUCACAUCCGGACUACUUAAGCGACUGGAGGAGCUCGGUGGCGUAUCGGUAUUUGAGGGUGCCAAAGUUGAGAACAUUACCUUUGGCGAGGAGACGGAGGACCUGGAUCUAAGUCAAUGGCCUGUCGUACACAUUUCUGGAGGCAAGCAGCUUACUGCCCGCCUUCUGGUUGGAGCCGACGGAGCAAACAGCCCAGUUCGUGCUUUCGCUGGUAUCGAUGCGAAGGGUUGGGACUACAACAGACACGGCGUGGUGGCCACACUAGAGAUGGAGGGCGAGGGCUGGGGCGGAGAGCACACCAAGAUUGCCUACCAGAGAUUCCUUCCCACCGGCCCAGUUGCUAUGCUUCCCAUGCCUGGAAACUAUUCGACACUUGUCUGGUCUACAACCGCCGAGAAUGCCUCAUUACUCAAGAGCCUCUCGCCCAAGGAUUUUGUGGCGAUGGUGAACGCAGCAUUCCGUCUGAGCCCAGUGGAUCUGGCCUUCAUGCACACCCAAGGGGCGGAUCAAGAUGAUGAAUAUUCGUGGAGGUUACAACACACAUCCUUCAACCCGCGGGCGAUUCCACAGACCGUCGUUGGAGUUCAAGAAGGCACGGUUGCCUCAUUCCCAUUGAAGAUGCGCCACGCCGAUACCUACAUCGGAGAGCGUGUUGCUUUGGUGGGAGAUGCUGCUCAUACCAUUCACCCGCUGGCAGGCCAGGGCCUGAACCAGGGCCAAGGCGAUGUGCAGAGCCUGGCCAAGACGAUCGAAUUUGCCGUCACCCAUGGACAGGAUAUCGGAAGUAUCAUGUCACUCGAGUCCUAUGUAUCGGAACGAUACACAGCAAACCAUGUGCUCCUUGGGGUCGUUGAUAAGCUUCAUAAGCUCUAUUCUGCCGAAAGUGGCCCGUUAGUGCCCUUGAGGUCACUGGGCCUGAAUGCCGUUAAUGCUCUUGGGCCGUUAAAGAGCUUCUUCAUGAAGCAGGCUGCGGGAAGCGGCACCAAGCUCUUCUGAGCUCCGCCCCUCCAUUUUCAAACAGGAUGGGCAGCUUUUGGAGUAGUGUAUAUUUACUUGUACCAACUUUAGCCAUGUGUCAUGUAUCACCAUACCCCGUACGAGUUUGCUUCUAGGGGACAACUGAACCGAUCUUCCGCGAGAUCAUUGGUAAAGCGGAGCCUCAAGACCCCUCAAUAACGCUGCGAGACGGACCUGUUC
This is a messenger RNA of Neurospora tetraspora, 1733 nucleotides long. RefSeq lists its product as uncharacterized. Gene Ontology annotation, biological process: ubiquinone biosynthetic process. Gene Ontology annotation, cellular component: mitochondrion. The transcript has 2 exons. The record is from RefSeq and is a predicted model, not a curated record. Gene Ontology annotation, molecular function: FAD binding; 2-octaprenyl-6-methoxyphenol hydroxylase activity; oxidoreductase activity, acting on paired donors, with incorporation or reduction of molecular oxygen, NAD(P)H as one donor, and incorporation of one atom of oxygen. The coding region runs from base 60 to 1532 and encodes 490 amino acids. NCBI's taxonomy places the organism in Eukaryota, Fungi, Ascomycota, Sordariomycetes, Sordariales, Sordariaceae.